Messenger RNA from Diplodia corticola, 1668 nucleotides. Its product is annotated as mfs general substrate transporter. The coding region runs from base 1 to 1668 and encodes 555 amino acids. Gene Ontology annotation, biological process: transmembrane transport. NCBI's taxonomy places the organism in Eukaryota, Fungi, Ascomycota, Dothideomycetes, Botryosphaeriales, Botryosphaeriaceae. The transcript is spliced from 4 exons. The record is from RefSeq and is a predicted model, not a curated record. Gene Ontology annotation, molecular function: transmembrane transporter activity.
AUGUCCCGCUUCGAGGCCAUCUCCGCGCCCGGUGCCCCGGUCGAGGAGGGCCAGGACAUGCCGACUCCAUGUCCGCCUCCACCAGAGAAGGCCAAGACCUCGCUGCCGGGAGCGGCCCGUCGCGGAUCGGGCGCCGGUAGUAUCGAUCUGGAGAAGCAGCCGACGGUCGACGAGGGCAGACCCACCCUUGAGCACACCAUCUCCCAUGUCACGACGCACGACAUCGCUCACAUCCCCACCACCCACACUGGCGGUCCUCCCGUCAGCGACGAGAUCUACGAUAAAUUCUCCCUGACUCGUAAAAACAUCAUUACCGCCGUCCUGUCCUUUUGCGGCUUCCUGGCACCCAUCUCCAGCACUACCGUCUUGGCCGCCAUCCCGGAAGUCGCCGAGACGUACCACAGCAACGGCACCACCAUCAACAUCAGCAAUGCCUUAUACAUGUUGUUCAUGGGCAUCUCGCCCAUGUUCUGGGGCCCGAUCGGCCAGGUGUACGGUAGAAGAUGGGCCUCACUAGGAAGCGCGUUCCUCUUCACUGCCUUCUCCGUCGGCACAGCGCUAGCGCCCAAUCUCGCUUCCUUCUUCGUCUUCCGCAUCAUGACCGCCGUCCAAGGCACCUCUUUUCUCAUCAUCGGCUCCUCCUGCAUCGGUGACAUUUUCCGACCCACCGAGCGCGGCACAGCACUGUCCUGGUUCCUCUCAGGAACCCUAGUCGGACCGGCCUUUGGCCCCUUCAUCGGCGGCAUCAUCGUGACGUUCCGCUCGUGGCGCGACAUCUUCUGGCUGCAGACGGCACUGGGCGGCUUCGGCUUCACUCUGAUCCUGUUCCUGCUGCCCGAGACGACGCAUUACAAGCGGUCGGUCGAGUUCAAAGGGCUAAAGACGAAGGAGAAGAUGGCCAAGAUGUGGCAUUGGACGAAUCCGUUCCGCGUGCUGCGGCUGUACCGCUACCCCAACCUCAUCACCGUUGGCCUCGCAUCCUCCGCCCUCGUCUGGAACAUGUACUCGCUCCUCACGCCCAUCCGCUACGUCCUCAACCCGCGCUUCCACCUCACCUCGCCCAUCCAAUCCGGCCUCUUCUACAUCGCCCCCGGCUGCGGCUACCUCUUCGGCACCUUCUUCGGCGGCCGCUGGGCCGACCGCGUCGUGCACAAGUACAUGCGCAAGCGCGGCGGCGAGCGCGUGCCCGAGGACCGCCUCAACUCGUGCCUGCCCUUCCUCGGCGGCGUCAUCCCCGCGUGCAUGCUCGUGUACGGGUGGAGCAUCGAGACGGCGAGCGGCGGCGUCCCGCUGCCCGUCGUCACCAUGUUCUUGCAGGGCGUCGCGCAGCUGUUUUGUUUUCCGUCCCUCAACACGUAUUGUCUCGACGUCAUGCAGGCGCAGAGCGCAGAGGUCGUCGCGGGGAAUUACGUCAUCAGGUACGUUUUUGCGGCGCUGGGCAGCGCGCUGUGCUUGCCUGCCAUCGAGCGCAUCGGCGUCGGCUGGUUCUCGACCAUUUCGGCGGGGUUUUUGGUGGCGGCGAUGGGGCUGACGUGGUUGACGACGAGGUAUGGGAGGCAGUGGAGGGAUGACGUCGAUGCGAAGAAGAAGAUGGAGAGGAGGGUUAAGGCUGGUGAGGGGCGGAGGCGUGCUGAGGAGGAGGAGGCGGAGGGAGAGGAGAGUGUGUGA